CCUUCUCUAGCAACGGGCUUGAAGUCAGUGCAGUUUGGCGUUGCCACGUCGACAGUUGACGAGUUUAGCGGGAUCCUCGGUAUCGGCUAUGGCCAGGGGCAGACGACGCGAUACAAAAAUUUCAUCGACGAACUCAGCGCCCAGAAUGCUACCAAGGUGAAGGCAUUCACCGUCGCCCUGGGGAGUAAGCACAUACAAGAAGGCGUGAUAGUCUUCGGCGGCGUCGACGCGUCAAAAUUCUCAGGCACCCUUGCCCGCCUGCCCAUCAUCCCGGCUGCAGACUCGCCGGAUCAAGUCCCCCGUUACUGGAUCCAAAUGCAGUCCCUCCAGUUGACGCCACCCAGUGGCAAGUCCUACCUCUACCCCAACAGCAGCUUCCCCGUCUUCCUCGACAGCGGCGCCACCAUGACCUUGCUGCCGGCUAGCUUGGCGGCCGCGAUAGCCUCAGACUUUGGCUCGACUUCUCCCAAGACCGGGGAUUUCUACGAGGUCAGCUGUGACCUGACCACUGUGAACGGGACCUUGGACUUCGCCUUCGACGGCACUACUGUCAAAGUACCAUAUGAUGAGCUCAUUCGGGUCGUUCCGGGUACCCCGCCUGCGUGUUUUCUCGGGAUCUCGCCAAGCGAUGAUUUCACCUUGCUUGGUGACAGCUUUAUGCGCUCAGCUUAUACCACCUUCGAUCUCGAGAAUAACGUCGUGUGGAUGACACAGGCGGCCAACUGCGGUUCGACGCCGGCAGCCCUCGGCAAUAUGAACGUCAUGUCGACCCUGCAAGGACUCUGCGGCACGAACAAGGCAGUCGCUACGGACAACACCAACUCUGGAUUUCCAUCUGACUCAGCCGCCACGGUGCCUGGCACAUCGAAU
Molecule: messenger RNA, 870 nt
Organism: Phialemonium atrogriseum
Lineage: Eukaryota; Fungi; Ascomycota; Sordariomycetes; Cephalothecales; Cephalothecaceae
Product: aspartic peptidase domain-containing protein
Exons: 2
Biological process (GO): proteolysis
Molecular function (GO): aspartic-type endopeptidase activity
Source: RefSeq, a predicted model, not a curated record